This is a messenger RNA of Anarrhichthys ocellatus (wolf-eel), 2254 nucleotides long. Its product is annotated as T-cell surface glycoprotein CD3 epsilon chain-like. Gene Ontology annotation, biological process: positive thymic T cell selection; cell surface receptor signaling pathway. The record is from RefSeq and is a predicted model, not a curated record. Lineage: Eukaryota; Metazoa; Chordata; Actinopteri; Perciformes; Anarhichadidae. Bases 170 to 673 code for a protein of 167 amino acids. The transcript is spliced from 5 exons. Gene Ontology annotation, cellular component: external side of plasma membrane; alpha-beta T cell receptor complex. Gene Ontology annotation, molecular function: transmembrane signaling receptor activity.
GGAAGAUCCACCAAGUCUUCUUCGUUGACGUUGUUUGUCUCUUUGAAGAGGCAGCUUUAAGUGUUUUAUUUUGUUUUAUGGUGGACACAUUCACAGAUCUGAUCUUUAGAGGAGAAAGCUCAGGAAACACGGAACAAGAAACAGAAGUCGUCUUCUGAAACUAAACAGCAUGGGUGUCCGGGCUUCGCUCGCCUUCCUCCUUCUGUUCAUAGCUGCUGCCAAGGCUGGUCAUGGAGGAGUAACAUUCUGGAAGGAAAAUUUCAAAAUGACCUGUCCUCAUGAAGGCUCUUGGCACAACCAAUAUGAAUCAUUAGCUAAUCAAUCAACGUAUGAAACACAAUAUAAUAGCAAAACCAAAGGCUUAUACCACUGCAGAUACAUGGAUGGUGACGGAAAAGAAAUAAAAUAUUAUUUCUACGUGAAAGGACGUGUGUGUGCAAACUGUUUUGAGCUGGACGCGGCGGUGCUUGCGGUGGCCAUUGUUGUGGACGUGGUGGGGACAGCGUGUGUGAUGGUGAUUAUCUACAGGUUCACCAAGAAGAAAAGCUCAGCCGGACCCACUCAGGCCCCCAAAGCACCUGCUCACUCAGGAGGCGAGCCUUCACACUAUGAACCACUGAACCAUCACACUCGCGCCCAGGAGCCUUACUCCACCAUCAACAAGAUGGGAUAGAGACAAGGCACCGGACUGCGCCGGGUCACUGGUUUAAAAGAUGCACAGACGAAGGCAGAUAUUCACAAAAGACAAACAUGAACAUCAUUCAUUCUCCCAGCAUGCUAACUCAGGCUUUUUCUUUCUUGGAUUUAAAGGGUCGGUUGACCCAUUUUCUCACUUACCCUCAGUAUUACGUGGGUUCCAUUUGUCCAGGCAUGUCACCGUGGUACAACAGAGCUGGAUGGCAUUUAGUUUGUGGUGCUCACGUAUUUAAAAAUGAUUUUGUAAAACUACUUAGGGACUACUUUCUUCCACAGAAAUGGUCAGUAAUUACCAACCUGAGGAUAUUUCUGCAGUUAGGUGGUCCAUGGAAAGAUUAUGCUUAUCUUCUUUUUAAAAAUUGUGAUUUGACAAUAUAACAUAUAUCCACACAUUUGUGUUCAAAUAGACUCACAAAGAGGAUUACAAAUGGGUGUGAUGCCAAUCUUCAUUGUAUUUAUUGUCACAAUAAUCUAUCAACUCAGCUGUUCCUCUGACCUGAGGCCGUUUUGUUACCUUGACUCCAAGUGCAGUGUCUUGUAACUGACAGUGCAUGAUUAAAAUGUUCAAGUAUGAAUGCAAACUUGACUGACUAACAGAAAGAAAAGACUCCACGCCUAAGCAUCCACUGUGUUUUCUUUGCAAUUAAAUACUUUUGAACAAUUCCAUAAAGCCAUCACACCGAUCCGUAUCACACAAGCCCGUCUCACAGGGCUGAGCGGGAUACGUCAGACACAAAAGGUUUGGCAACUACUCAUGUAUAGAAUGUUUUAAAUGUAAUAUUUCAAUAAUGUGAGCAGCACAAACAAAUUCCAUUGACGUCUACUGUAUUGGUGUGGAUGCAGAAAUGUCAGAGGAAAAUAAAACCAAAACAAUCCGAGUGGCUAAACACCAUUAGAGGUGAGAGAGUAAACAAUAUACAUAAUGUACAUACGAUGUUCUGUUUUUUUACGGUGCCAUAGUGGUGUUGAUUGAAUGAUUUUAGUAGUGAGGUCAUAGUUAGUGGUGUUGUUGGUGUUUCUAUUAUUCUGCCUCCUCAUGUAUGUAAAUGUGAAGAACAACCUGAAAUUUGGCCUCAGCUAAAAAACGUAUAAUUGAAUUUCCAAAUUUUCAACAAUGUCACCAAUAACGUAGCAUCACCAGCUUCGUAAAGUUAUAAUUAACGGACAGGUGUACCUACUAAAGUGGCCAUUGAGUGUUUAUAUAUGUGUAGUGUAGUGUACUAACCCUUUAAUAUAAAACAUUGGCAGAGUCUAAUUCAUAAUAGUGUCAUAAAUAAAAAUCAUACUGUCAUUUCAAAUAUAGAGAUACAAAUAUGCCUGUUUUACAUAUAUGCAUAAUAAGUUAAACUGAUGUAACUUAUUAAACUUUGUCAGACAUUCUGCUCAUCACAUCAAAUCGCUUCGUGUGUUUUCUUUUCUUUUUUUUUGCUUUUUUUCAUUCUGAUCUAAUCUUCUGCAUUGAUCUCAUUGUUACUGCAAUGGACACGCGUGUCACUAAUAAAAGAACCACAGCAAACACUGUUCUCAUUUUCUUCUCUGCUCAAUGGUCGGAAACAAU